Dictyostelium discoideum AX4 is the source of this 1230-nucleotide messenger RNA. Its product is annotated as NADH:flavin oxidoreductase/NADH oxidase domain-containing protein. The coding region runs from base 1 to 1230 and encodes 409 amino acids. NCBI's taxonomy places the organism in Eukaryota, Evosea, Eumycetozoa, Dictyosteliales, Dictyosteliaceae. Gene Ontology annotation, molecular function: NADP binding; FMN binding; NADPH dehydrogenase activity. The record is from RefSeq and is a predicted model, not a curated record. The transcript has a single exon.
AUGGAAUUUAAAUAUACAUUUAAUAAACCAAUUAACUACAUAUCAGCUGGAUCAAUUGUAAAUCAAGAUCAUAUUGGUGAUUCAAGUUCAUCAAAUGAAAAAGAUGAUAAACCAAAAUUAUUUUCACAAUUAAAAAUUAAGAAUUUAAAAUUAAAAAAUCGUAUAGUUGUUAGUCCAAUGUGUCAGUAUUCAAGUUUAGAUGGAUAUUUUAAUGAUUGGCAUUUUAGUCAUUAUUCAAAUUUUGCAAAAGGUGGUGCAAGUUUAGUAAUAAUUGAAGCAACAUCAGUUGUACCAGAAGGUCGUAUCACAUAUGGUGAUGCAGGACUUUGGAAAGAUUCUCAAAUUGAUGGAUUAAAGAGAAUCGUUGAUUUUUCACAUGAAUUUGAUAGUAAAGUUGGUAUUCAACUUGGACAUGCAGGUCGAAAAGGAUCAAGUAUUCCAUUGUUUUUAGAAGGUGCCAGAAAUUCAAAUUCAAUUCCAAACAAUGAUCCAAGUGGUAAUGGUUGGAAUGUAUAUGCACCAUCGUCAAUCCAAUGGAGUGAUAAAAUGUCAAUACCAAUUGAAAUGUCAAUUAAUGAUAUUGAAAAUGUUAUUGAAUCAUUCAAGAAAUCAGCAAUAAGAUGCGCUAAAGCUGGUAUCGAUUUAAUUGAAAUUCAUGCUGCCCACGGUUACUUAAUCAAUCAAUUCCUUUCAUCAACUUCAAAUAAACGUACCGAUAGUUAUGGUGGUGGCUCAUUCGAUGGUAGAAUUAAAUUACUAAUUGAAAUCGUUAAAUCAGUUCGUUCAGUUUGGCCAACUGAAAAGCCAUUAGCUGUUAGAAUAUCUGCUGAUGAAUGGGUAGAGAAUGAAAAUGGUUGGGAUUUAAAUGAUUCAAUUAAAUUGGCAGAAAUUUUAGAAUCAUUAGAUGUUGAUUUAAUUGAUGUUUCGACUGGUGGUAAUAAUAGUAAACAAAAGAUUACUUCAAAACCAUUAUAUCAAGUACCAUUCUCUCAUGAAAUUAAACAAUUAAUUUUAAAACGUUCUGGUAAAUUAUUAGUUUCCUCUGUUGGUUUAAUUACAACUGCUAAUGAAGCUGAAUCAAUCCUUCAAUCAAAUAGUUCGGAUUUAAUAAUGUUUGGUAGAGCUUUUCUUAGAAAUCCUUUCUUACCAAUUGAAUUCGCUCAUCAAUUAAAAUUAAGAAUUGAUUACACUUUACAAUAUCAACCAUCAAGAAUUCGUUAUACAAAUUAA